This is a messenger RNA of Melampsora larici-populina 98AG31, 1952 nucleotides long. RefSeq lists its product as uncharacterized. Lineage: Eukaryota; Fungi; Basidiomycota; Pucciniomycetes; Pucciniales; Melampsoraceae. The coding region runs from base 40 to 1626 and encodes 528 amino acids. The transcript has 6 exons. Gene Ontology annotation, molecular function: oxidoreductase activity, acting on paired donors, with incorporation or reduction of molecular oxygen; monooxygenase activity; iron ion binding. The record is from RefSeq and is a predicted model, not a curated record.
GUCAAGCUAAGCUUGGGAAUCGAUCGAUCAUCAAGGAUCAUGUUGGACUUCACUUCUCAACUUUCUUUCUCUCAUCUUAUCUCAAUCAUCUCUUCUUUCUGUCUUUUCUCUUUUUUCUUAAUCAUCAUUGCAGUCAUCAUCAAUGUGAUCUCUCAACUAUUACCAAAAGAUCCAAGUAAACCACCAUUAGUAUUUCAUUUCUUUCCAAUCAUUGGUUCUGCUAUCAUUUAUGGAAUCGAUCCAUACGAAUUUUUUGAAAAAUCUAGAAAACAAUAUGGAAAUGUGUUUACGUUUGUUUUAUUGAACAAACAGAUCACUGUGGCUUUAGGUCCUCAAGGUAAUUCGUUGGUUUUGAAUGGAAAACUUUCGGAAGUUAAUGCUGAGGAAGCUUAUACUCAUUUAACUACACCUGUUUUUGGUACUGAUGUGGUUUAUGAUGUACCUAAUCCGAUCUUAAUGCAACAAAAAAAGUUUAUUAAAUCGGGUUUAUCGGUUGAAAAUUUUAAAAGAUAUGUUGGAAUGAUUGUAGAUGAAACAGUGGGUUAUUUAGAAGGACAUAUCUUUGAAUCACCAGAACAAAAAUCGUCAACCAAAGAUAUCUUUAAUGUCGCAUCUGAAAUCACAAUCUGUACGGCUUCUGCUACUUUACAAGGAAAAGAAGUUAGAUCAGGUUUAAACAAAUCCUUUGCGAAACUUUAUCAUGAUCUAGAUGGAGGGUUUACACCUUUGAAUUUUGUGUUUCCAAACUUACCAUUACCAUCAUACAAAAGAAGAGAUCAAGCUCAAGUCUUGAUGAGAAACUUUUAUUUAAAGAUUAUUGAAGAUCGUCAAAGAGAAGAUCGUGAAGGAGAUUCAGGUGAUAUGUUAGAUGCCUUAAAAGGUCAAACUUAUAAAGAUGGAACACCUUUGACGAACAAAGCGAUGGCUCAUAUCAUGAUUGCUCUUCUCAUGGCCGGUCAACAUACUAGUGCUGCUACCGGCUCUUGGCUCUUGGCUCAUUUGGCUCAAAGACCGGAUUUGGUGGAUGAAUUGAGAAAUGAACAAAUCGAAAUCUUUGGUCAUGGGGAUGAAAAUGAUUUGGAUCCAUUGGAUUAUGAUCGAUUACAAAGUCCUUUGAUGAAUGCUUGUAUUAAAGAAACUCUUCGAUUACAUCCUCCUAUUCAUUCUAUCAUGCGUAAAGUCAAAUCACCUAUUGUAGUUCCACCAACCCUUGCAGCCUCAAAUGAAGAUACACCUUACAUUAUCCCACCCACACAUUACGUGAUGGCAGCACCAGGUGUAUCACAAUUAGAUGAAUCGAUAUGGAAAGAAGCCACGAAGUUUGAACCGAAGAGAUGGUUAAACAAAUCGAACCGACCAACUCAAGAAGAAGAAGAAGAAGGAGAAAAGAUUGAUUAUGGGUUUGGAGAGAUCAGUAGUGGAACGAAUUCACCUUUCUUGCCUUUUGGAGCAGGUCGUCAUAGGUGUAUUGGUGAACAAUUUGCUUAUUUACAGUUGGCUACGGUCGUUUUGACGAUCUUGAGAAGAUGUGAUCUUCGAUUAAAUGGAACGUUACCUAAACCUGAUUAUACUACUAUGUUAGUUUGUCCACGUAAACCAAGAGAUGUAACAUUCAUUCGAAGAUAACCAAGUCAACAAAUACAUCAAAGAAAUCAGGUUUCAUUAAGGAAUCAAACAAAGACUGAUUUCUCGUUCUUUUAAUUUUCUUCGUGAUUCAAUUUUAUAUAUAUCAUUUGAUCUGUUCUUUAAAAAAAGAAAAAAAAGAAAAUCCACUCAAGUUGAUAUAAGUAAAGAAAUCUUGAUUGAGUCUUUGGAUAUCUCUUCCAAGUUUUUAGUCAACUUGGGAAUUCAAUUUGAUUCCAUGUUUUGGUUUUGGAAUAUCUGUUUUUUUGGGUGGUUUCUUUGGUUUAGUUAAGAUGGUUUGGUUUGAAAUUUGAUUGAAUUGAAUCGUG